This is a messenger RNA of Argiope bruennichi, 826 nucleotides long. RefSeq names its product cuticle protein 10.9-like. The record is from RefSeq and is a predicted model, not a curated record. Bases 370 to 765 code for a protein of 131 amino acids. The transcript is spliced from 2 exons. Gene Ontology annotation, molecular function: structural constituent of chitin-based larval cuticle. Gene Ontology annotation, cellular component: chitin-based extracellular matrix. Lineage: Eukaryota; Metazoa; Arthropoda; Arachnida; Araneae; Araneidae.
AUACAAGUUCCUGUGUCAUGAGCUCACGCGAUCCCUUCCCUUUCUGUUCUUUCCACUGGAACGACACGAAAGGAAAUACCGAAAUUAUAUCCAUUCUGCUUUUACUUGCGCCUGAGAAAAUAAAAAUUAAAAACUAUUUUCUUUGAGACAACGGGCCGAGUGAAAAAUUCGGUCAAAGUAAGCGUCUUUUAGAUUCUGGACAUUUUGUGCCAAUUCCGAUGGGCUUUCGGUGGGAUAUAAAAGAUGGUUCAGUUUUUGGAGAGAUCACAACAAUCAUCGGAGCUUCAUCCAGUUACCUGAAUUGGUCAAACUUCAUCAUCAACACUUCUUUCUGUAGGAAGUAAUUGCUUUCAAAAAACACCUGUAACGAUGUCUCUUCUAGCAAUAAUCCUACUACUCUUCAGUAUUUUCAACGCUAUCUACAGCGGACCAGCCCCUGUUGUUCCUGUAGCUCAAAUUCCGCAGCCUUACGGAUUCGGAUACGAAUUUGGAGACGGUCUGGGCAUGACCCAACACCGUUCUGAGACGGCCGAUACCGCAGGUAUAGUUAGGGGACGCUACGGUUUCAGAGACCCUCAAGGAUUGUACCGAAACGUAGAGUACAUUGCUGACUCGAAUGGAUACAGAGCUGUAAUCCGAAGCAACGAACCGGGAGCGGCCAGUCAAAAUACUGCAGAUGCCGUGUUUAUUGUACAGCCACCACCACCAGCUGUGGUGGCGCAAGCCCUGAGGCGUCCCGUAACAGUGGUAGCUGUUAAAAAAUGAAUCGAUGAAUAUUUGUAAAUGGUCAAAAUGAAAUGUGGUUAAGGAAUGGAAAUUGUGUAAA